CUGUGGUAUAUCCAUUGACAACUAACUUGAGCUAACUUCACGUUAGUUUUUAUUGUUGAAAAAAAGUUAGGUUAUGGUUGAUUUGUUAGUUUAAAUUUUUAUUAUUUUUUAAAUAUCCGUACUAUCUCACUGGAAAUGGAUGAAGCAGGCCCGAGUACUAAGGCAGAGAGUAGUGACGAAGAUGAUCCUGUAGUAAAAGAGAUUCCCUUAAUUCAUUCUACAAAGCUAGAAUCAAUUUUGCAUUUAGUUCAGUUCCCCCUUAAAACCAAAUCUUGUCAAAAUGAAAACGUAAUAAAAAAGUGUCUUUAUAAACCAGAAAACAAGGAAUUAAUGCUAGAAAUGUCCAUCAAUACAGAGUCACCAAACUUUGACUCAGGUCGGGCAGAAUUGAUCGCUAAUGAAAUCGACGGAGAUGCAAGUUCAAAAAAUAACAAAAAGCCGUAUUUUGAAAACGAGAUAGUUGAUAAGGUAUUCUUAAAAUCGGUGGGAUGUACUAAAGAUUCUGAAAAUUAUGCUAUUGCAGCUUAUAAUGGACGAGAAGUACAUAUAACUUCUAUAACAGAUGUGUAUCAGCUUAGGCCUUAUUUUCCUUACCUUGACAAAGGUUUAAAGAGAAAAAAGGACAUUUUAAAUAACGCUGAGUCGGAUGAAGAAGAGGCAGGACCUAGUACAGCUAAACAGGUAACUGUUAAAUAUAAACAAGCUGAAGAUCCUGACCAAAAGAAAGUUCGCGAUGCGAACUAUCAAUUGUUGCAAGCAAAAAGGGAGCAAGAAACAUGGACUGAAUGUAACUGGUAUGAUGAAGGCAGCACAGUUAGUGAUGUAGAAAAAUUAAAAUUGAUCUCGGAUAACUUAUAUGAUAUAGGGCAAGCUCAAAAUUUGGGAAUAGAAGAAUAUGUGAAACUGUUGGUGCCCGAAGAUCAAGAGCAUAAACCGUUGGAGCCAACGCUACCUAGUCAUAUUUUAUCGCUGCAUGCUUUGAGAGGGUUGCCUCUUUUAGAACAGUGUAGAUUACUACUUAAAGAAGCUCAAAUAAUACAAUUUCAACAAAUCAUGCUACUGCUUGCCGGUGUUGAAGGAGUAACAGCGGAUGCCUUGUUGAAGAACCUCCAAAAAGUAGCUGUUUUAGUUAUAGGAAACUGGGUAGUAAAGUCAGAGAUUUUGUAUCCAGACAAUAGUUUUUCUGCUACAAGUGGUGUGCCUGCAGAACUAAUGUGUAGAGCUAGAGAUUAUAUUUUAUACUUAUUUACAAAACAUCAAUACGUCGAGCGAAAAAAGGUCUCAUCUUUACUAAAAAUUCCUAGCGAAGAAGUGAAAGAAAUAUUUGCUGGUAUUUCAAAGUUAAGAACGCACAAUAAGGGUUGGGAAUUGUCACUGCCACCAGAUCACGACUUUAUAAACCGGCACUCUGAUUUAGCCCAAAGGCAGAACCUUUACUGGGAACACAGGUACCACCAACUUAGUCUAUUUCUCAAUCAACCCAGUAGACAGAGACGGAAAAGUAAAAGUACGUCGGAGAGCGACGGUGGUGGCAAAACGAGAUUGAGCAGCGUCAGUUGUUCUGAUAAUGAUUCGGGUACAGAAAGCAAAGGCAAGAGUCCUGUUUUAUCGAGAAAAAGAGUGAGACAAGAGAGUUGCGGGCCUGUUACUCAGGUGUCUGUCCCAGUGGACAGCGUGGGAGCGAGUUAAUGUUUAAUAGUUUAUAUAUUAUUGUAAAGAUACCUUUAGGCUGGCCUCACAGUGGAAGCGUCAACAUGCAAUUGUCUGGUUUGGAUAUUUGCGUUGUUCGCAACUUUCUUCAAGUGUUUUCCUCUUGAAAAUAAAAAUGGAUAAGGAACAGCUAAUUGAUUUAGUACGUAAGUGGAAAUAUUUAUGGGAUCAGCGAGAACCGAAUUAUCACUAUCGCAAUUUACACAGGCCCCUUCUGGAACGAAGUGUUUUCCCCAAGACGUUGAAAUUCAUCAAAUUCAUUUCUUUUUUAGUAUCUCAUUCACAUAUGGCUUCCUUCUUCUUUUGCAAAUGAUUCGCCGUCGUAAGAAGGUAUACUCUACAAAAUAUAAAUUCCAAAGAGACAUUUUAACUAUUUGCAACAUCUGGUCGCAGUGUUUUAGCGCACUCACUGUGCGAUCUGAACGCAUGUAUACGCAAGAUUACGAAUUUGGACGGUUCCGCGCAUAUCCGCAACCACUGUGAGAGAAGCUUUACCGUGAUGUUUUUGUAAAAAUAUGUUAUUUUCUUAAUUUAUUGAUAUUUUUGUUUUAAAUUCGCAGUUAUUGUGAACAUAUAGAAGUUGAUAUUUGAUGAGUAUUGAAUUUCAAAUAUAUUUAUAAAAAAAAA
This is a messenger RNA of Sitophilus oryzae (rice weevil), 2337 nucleotides long. RefSeq names its product DNA-directed RNA polymerase III subunit RPC5-like. Gene Ontology annotation, cellular component: RNA polymerase III complex; nucleus. The transcript has 11 exons. Gene Ontology annotation, biological process: DNA-templated transcription. The record is from RefSeq and is a predicted model, not a curated record. Lineage: Eukaryota; Metazoa; Arthropoda; Insecta; Coleoptera; Curculionidae. Bases 136 to 1689 code for a protein of 517 amino acids.